AGUAGAUUUGAAUCAGAUUUCAAAAAAGAAGAAGAUUCUAUUUUUUGUAUAAUAAAAAUGAAGAUUUACUUGUCAAUCUUGGCGGCAAUUAAACAAAGUUUCCUCAAUUUAUAUUUGUCUUUGUAGUUAGUAUAGUUUUAAUAAAAAGGCAUUUAUAAUAAUAUUAACGCAUUUGAUUAACUUCCAAGAUGCCCUCACCUGCCCAAUAUAACAUGUCGGAAGGGUGUCUCAAGACCAUCAUGUCAGGAGGCGAAUACCCUAAACCGAUUAUGCAAAUUCUGGGUAGUAAAAGGAUCAACGCUGGAUCAGGCGAUAAAGAAAGAAUACGAAUUUUAUUAUCAGAUGGAAAAUACACCAUUUCUUUUGCAAUGUUAACAGCCCAAAUGAAUGAAAAAAUUGGUCCUAACGGCGUUGAAAAUUUCAGUGUGGUACAAAUUGAUAAAUACAUAACUAGCGUUGUCAGCAAUGCAGGAAAAGGAGAUGCUCGUGUGUUAUUAAUUCUUGAAAUGACUGUUAUCGAACCUGGAUCUACAGUUGGACAAAAAAUUGGCUCUCCUAUUCCUUUCUCUGAUGCUGAUACAAAAGGGACUGCAACAACAAAUGGAACAUCUUCGACCUCAACUUCUUUUAAACCAACUAAUAUAAAAAAUGGAUCUGCAAUGGAAACCACCACAAGUGAUACAAAUUUAUCUUCCUCUAUGAUACAUCCUAUAUCCUGUCUUACACCAUACCAAAAUAAGUGGGUUAUAAAAGCAAGGGUUACAAAUAAAUCUGCUAUUAGAACUUGGUCCAAUUCUAGAGGGGAAGGAAAACUGUUCAGUUUUGAUCUAAUAGAUGAAACUGGAGAGAUACGUGUCACUGCAUUUAGAGACUUAGUGGAUAAGUUUUAUGAUUAUUUACAGGUCGAUAAAGUUUACUAUAUCACUAAAUGCCAACUGAAACCAGCUAAUAAACAAUUCAGUACAUUGAAAAAUGAGUAUGAAAUGACUUUAACUGCCGAUAGUUCCAUACAAGAGUGUUUUGAUAGUAAUGAUGCAAUUCCUACAACACAAUAUGAAUUUGUUUCUAUUGACAAAAUAUCAGAAAAGGAAACAAAUACUUUAGUGGAUGUUAUUGGUGUAGUAAAAAAUGUGGGAGAAUUACAAACUUUUCAAGCCAGAUCUACUGGUAAAGAGUUGAAAAAGAAAGAGGUGGUCCUGGUUGAUCAAUCUCAAACUGCGAUCAAUUUUACACUAUGGGGUACAGAUGCAGAAAACUUUGAUGGAACAAACAACCCAGUUGUAGUUAUAAAAGGAGCUAGAGUUAGUGAGUUUGGAGGUGGAAAGAAUCUGAGUAUGCUUUCAAGUAGUACACUAAAAAUAAAUCCUGAAAUGAAGGAAUGUUAUAGAAUGAGAGGUUGGUAUGAUAGUGAAGGAGAAAACGUCCAAAUUAAAAAUUUAAGCGCUAGAUCUGGAUCUGGCAAUUUAUCCACCAAUUGGAUGACAUUUAAGGAAGUUAAAGAUCAGAAAUUGGGUAGUUCAGAUAAGGGUGAUUAUUAUCAAGCUAAAGCUACCAUUCUACUUGUAAAAGCUGAAAAUAUUAUCUACAAAGCUUGUCCAACGGCAGAAUGCAACAAAAAAAUUAUUGAUUUGGAAAAUAGUAUGUACAGGUGUGAGAAAUGUAACAGAGAAUUCCCAAAUUUCAAAUAUCGACUUCUGGCGAGUAUGAAUGUUGGUGAUCACACUGGUAAUCAAUGGGUUAGCAUGUUUAGUUCAGAAGUUGAAAAAAUCCUAGGCAUGACAGCAGAGGAAGUUGGACAAGCAUUGGAACAUAACAAAGAAGAAGUUGCCAAUAUUGUUGAUAGAGCUCAUUUCAAAGAAUACUUAUUGAAAUGUAGGGCCAAAAUUGAGACUUAUAAUGAUGAAGCUCGUUUGAAAACAGUAUGCAUAAAAGUGGAUCCUGUCAAUUAUGAAGAAUACAAUUCUUUCCUUAUUGAAAAAAUUCAACAAUUAAUCGCUUAAUUAUUGAACUUGCACUUAUAUUUACUUUCGUGAAAGUUUUUUUGAAAAAUACUACUUAUGUAUGUUUUUUUGUUCUUUUUUUAUUUUGUCAUAUUACAAUAAAGAUACAAAAAUAUUAAUAUACUUAA
Diorhabda carinulata is the source of this 2128-nucleotide messenger RNA. It is a transcript of the gene RpA-70, whose product is annotated as replication protein A 70 kDa DNA-binding subunit. The record is from RefSeq and is a predicted model, not a curated record. The transcript is spliced from 10 exons. Lineage: Eukaryota; Metazoa; Arthropoda; Insecta; Coleoptera; Chrysomelidae. Gene Ontology annotation, molecular function: single-stranded telomeric DNA binding; damaged DNA binding. Gene Ontology annotation, biological process: double-strand break repair via homologous recombination; nucleotide-excision repair; DNA replication. The coding region runs from base 189 to 2000 and encodes 603 amino acids. Gene Ontology annotation, cellular component: nucleus; DNA replication factor A complex.